UGGCACCUGCACUGCUGCCCGCCCCGCCCUCUCCUGCCGUCGGUGCCUGAGGGCCCCGCUGCUCCCACUGGGCGCCUGAACGUAAGGGGUGGGAGGCGGGCAGAGGGCCGAGGGUCCGUCCCGGUCCGUCUCGUCCUGGGGUUACCGUUUCCCAGCAGUCCUGUCCUGGAGACCGUGCCCAGGUUAUGACGACUAAUCCCAAACCAAGCAAGGCACUGAAGGUCAAGAAGGAGGCGGGUGAGAAUGCGCCGGCGCUCAGCGACGAUGAGCUGGUGACCAUGUCAGUGCGGGAGCUGAACCAGCACCUCCGGGGCCUCACCAAGGAGGAGGUGACGCGCCUGAAGCAGCGGCGACGCACGCUCAAGAACCGCGGCUACGCGGCCAGCUGCCGCAUCAAGCGCGUGACGCAGAAGGAGGAGCUGGAGCGGCAGCGGGUGGAGCUGCAGCAGGAAGUGGAAAAGCUGGCACGCGAGAACGCCAGCAUGCGGCUGGAGCUGGACGCACUGCGCUCCAAGUACGAGGCCCUGCAGACCUUCGCCCGCACCGUGGCCCGCGGGCCCGUCACGCCCACCAAGGUGGCCACCACCAGCGUCAUCACCAUCGUCAAGUCGGCGGAGCUCGCCCCCUCCGUGCCGUUCUCGGCCGCGUCCUAGUGCCCGCCGGGCCCCCCACCGAACGCAGACUCCACACCGGU
This is a messenger RNA of Ochotona princeps (American pika), 694 nucleotides long. RefSeq names its product MAF bZIP transcription factor K (gene MAFK). Gene Ontology annotation, biological process: regulation of transcription by RNA polymerase II. The record is from RefSeq and is a predicted model, not a curated record. The transcript has 3 exons. Bases 186 to 653 code for a protein of 155 amino acids. Lineage: Eukaryota; Metazoa; Chordata; Mammalia; Lagomorpha; Ochotonidae. Gene Ontology annotation, cellular component: nucleus. Gene Ontology annotation, molecular function: DNA-binding transcription factor activity, RNA polymerase II-specific; RNA polymerase II cis-regulatory region sequence-specific DNA binding.